CUUUGAAUCGCGCGAUUUGAGGCAUUUGCUCGGUGUCGAGUCCGCCGGGAAUCUGUUCCAGGCGCUCCUCCUCCUCGUGAACCCGCGAGGACCACACAUCGCCGCCGUGUUGGACGGCUUCGUGACCAUGAUCCUGCGUAUCCACGAGAGCGCGCCGCCGAGUUUCAAAAAGCUCAUUUCCGACGAAGAAACUGAAGUGGACGACCCGCCGGAGCAGGGGGUCAGCGGCGACAACAAAGUGUCCAAGAUUCAGGCCGUGAUCCAUCAGGAGCUGCUUCACGCACUGACCGGGGCCCAGGAGUGGGCGGACUUCGGGCGAGCAACUGUCAACCAUACACAAACUUUCCUUCACGUCCUAACGACUCUGCACUACAACCAGGAGGGAGGACCCGCGCCGGAGGGGAGAGGUGGAGCAGCAAAAAGUACAAGAACUUCGGCUAACAAAACAGAAGAUGUUGGGAAUGAAGUGACUGAUGAUUAUUCCAGUAGUCCUCGUGCCGGGACUUCUGUGGGUCAAGCGCGGCCGGCGUCUUUUCUUGACGAAAGGAAGCUGCAACAUCAACUGAGAGUUUUUACACACAAAAACGGCCACGAACGCCGGCAGAGCAUCGGCAUUUCAGUGGCUUCAUCCGCUUCUUCGGCGAAAGCAUCAAAAACAGAAAGUGCAAAGCCUGGUGGUGAAGAUCUUGCGCCGAAGACCGAAAUGCAGAAGUUCUUGGACCUCGCAAAAAUGGUUAGCAAAGCCGCCGGGGUUUCCACCGAGACGGAGCGCACGCCGGAGCGAAUUGAUUUCCUCUACGUGGUGGGACGCACGACGAAGUUCAUGCUUCUGGCCGCCGCGGCGAUCGACGUGAUGAAGUAUCUUGGCGGGGCGCUGGGCGUCGGGGCGCUCACCGCCGCGGGCGGGGUGCUGGCGAGCUUCAUGCUGAAGCUGUUCUACAUGCAGUCGCCGACCGAGCUGCUCCACGCCGCAGCCGAGGACAUCACCUCCGGUGACUCCUUAGAGACGACGGUGGACGGGGCGAAGAGCGUGAACGAGUGGAUCGGGGGCCUCAGCAGCUUUAUUCCAGUGAAAAAUCACCCCUCCCGCCCUUGAGUACUCAAGCGGAGAUUUGUGUAGCAUGAUUUGUGAUUACAAAUCACGUUGUCAUGCUAGAACAGAAGAGGUUCUGAGCAGAGCCUGUGGUGCUGGCUGGCGUGGGAAAGCCUUGCUGCGCCUUCAGCAUGACAGGAAGCAACUCGAAGCGGGGAACAGCAUCACAAAUUGCCUGCAAGCGAGGCCGCAGCGGCGUCUUUUGGCCUUCUAGCAAUACAAAUCAACAUGUGUGCGCGAUCCUAGCAUUACAAAUUUUCUUUUCGUUAUGGGGAGCUGGGAUUUUUCCGCAGAAUAUGCUUCUCCGGGGCCGCGGUGCCGGCGUUGUCCGUGUGGACGUGGUAUGCAUCGCAAAAGUAUCGUACUAGUAAAAAUUGCAUUACAAAUUGAUAUUGAGAUUGACAUAGCAUUACAAAUUGAAUUUGUACUGCGGAUUUGCCUUUAAGAAAAAGAUUUGUAAUGCGUAAACGCAAUUACAAUUUGUACGAUACUUUUGCACUGCAUUUGUGCCGGUUCACGCCCUUCUCGAUUCUGGUGCAGGCCACCAAAGCCAUGACCGGGGUGGCGAGUGUGGCCAAGGAAAACACCUUUACCGUGGAGGAGAUGCAGCACUUUCGCGACACGCACGGCCCUAUCAAAUGUAAAAAUGUCUGGGUCUGGAAGAUUGCGAGAUUUGUCAUGCUUGUCUGGCAUGACCAAAAAGCUUGCGAUGCGUAUCCAAGAAGAGACCCUUUCGCCUGUCAUGCAAAAACGCAGUUUGUCAUGCGAAAAACGCGACACAAAGAAGCGCAGAUAUUUCUCAUGCUUGGCUGUGCAUUACAGAGCAUCAGCAUUCAUUAUUCCCAACGCAGCAUUACAAGUGUCCAGCUCCAGACCCAGACAUUUUUGCAAUCCAUAGGCCCGCUCAGUUUCAUCAACUACGACGCGUGGCGCUUCGAAAACGGCCAUGCGGAAGAUGAGGAGGGUGUUGACGCAACAGGGUCAACAUCAACACUCUCGUCGUUCGACAGCGCCGGCGACGUGGGCCUUGCAGCCUCCUGGGCCGGCGCGGAGCCCGCAGAUCACCAGUCGGCCGAAAUUUGGCCCGACUAUGAUUCGGCGCAAGACAAAGACAACCAUGAGGCUGCGAAUAGAAGUGGUCGUAAUGUUGUUGUAGCCGAAACAAAGAGCUUCUAUAUGCCGUCGAGCGCCCGAGCCGUCAUGAAGUUGAAGAAGGAGACAAAACUGGCUCCGGAGGCUCUUGCCAGCAUCUCCUCACUCGUGGAGCAGGCGACCCACCCGCUCUUGCUCAAAACUGUGGUGAAGUCCAAUUGCAAGAACGAUCCGGUGGCGGAGCUGCAAAGGCAAACAGCUGCUCCGGAGGUGGACCAAAGGAAGAGCAGCGGUAUCAUGCCCGGCGCUCAUGAGCAUGUUGCCAGCACUCAACAGGGUAUUACAAACACCGCGCGUCGCCCGCCGCCCUACAACGCAGACUUCGACGGCGGGUGGUGCACGGUGGAUCUGAAUGAGUGGCAGGGCACCUGUUUACUGAAAAUAUCCAAGUGGGCGAUUCAAGGCGUGCCCGGUUGGGGCCAGCUGAAUGAAAUGCCUGCGUAUCUGGGAAGGGAACGAAAUGGUAUUCAACGGUCUUCGUCUUCCUCUUCGCAGCAGGCAGUCGUGGCCGGGACGACGAACAAGCAUCAAAAUGUUGCAGUGUCCACGGCCAGCCCAAAUACGGGAGAAGAACAAAGUAGAGACGAAGAAGAACAAAAAAGGUCUGCAUCCUCUGAAACUGCAAUGCGCGGUAGCAAGCAUGAGGAUGAACAAGAUCAAGAUGAGGAGAUCAGCAAGAAUAAUUACCGAUCCUUUUUCGCCCUGCGUGCGUUUUAUAUGGAGAGAAAAAAGUUUGUCACAGUCAUUAACAAGCAGGUUUUGCAUUACAAAUUUUUUUAGCAUCACAGCUUGUCCUUGUAUUGCAGAAACACUAGGGAAAUCCCUUAUGAAAUGUGGCUGUGAUGCAUUUUUACGCAUAACAGAAAAUUUUGUAUUGCGAAAAUGCGCAUGAGUGAUCGUGACGAACUUUUUUUCUUUGAUAUUUUAUUGGCGAACGCUAAAAUCUUUCGUCGGGCACCCGUCGAUAUCAAAAGAAAAAAUCCCCCCUCCCCAUAUCGAAAACGAAAUUUGUGAUGCUGUAUUUGAGUACACAAAUCGACUUGUAAUGCUAGAAGGCCAAGAGACGCAGCUGUGGCCUCGUUUGCAGGCAAUUUGUCAUGCUGUUUCCCAAUUCCAGCUGCCCCCUGUCAUGCUGAAGAUGCAAGGCUUUCCCACGCCAACUAGCACUACAGUCCGCAUCUUUUCCCUUCUAGCAUGACAAAGUUGAUUUGUGACCACAAAUCUGUAUCACAAAUUUCUAGUUUGAGUAUGGGGUGGGGGGAUUUUUCAUUUUGAUAGUCGAGCCCGGGACAUUUUGGGUUGCGGUUUCCGGAAUUGCCGGCAAACAUCACGGCUCGGGAAGCGAUUUCGGCACUGGCGACCGCGUUUCUCGAGCUGGAGCCGGCGGAGCGACUGCGACUGCACGCAAAAUUGGCAAAGACCGAGAAACAAAACAACGACUUCGCUGUGGAGCACUAUGGAUUUUUCGAACUGGAUGCCAUCGCCCGGUACUUUCCGCCGAAGAACGCUGGUAACACGUCGACCAGUGAAGUAGAUCUGGAAGUAGAUCAUCAUCGUUAUGGCGUUCUCAACUGUUACAUUCUCAACUGUUACAUGAAUUUGUGAUGCAAGAAUGGCAAAACUGAAAGGGCGAAGAUUGCGCCUGUUGCAUGACAGAUUUGGCGCAGCUUCUCAUCCUGUGUGUCCCUUCGGAAAUUUGUCAUGCGAAGCAGCUUGAUCGCAUCGAUUCUGAUUGGAAUUUUGCAUGACAAAUCAUGUAACAGUUGAGAAUGUAACAUUUGCGAACGCCAUAAUCGUCCAGGUGAACGAGAAAGCGCAGACCAAGAACGACGUGCGGGAUCUUCGAAGAAGCAGGAUAGGAAAACGACAGAACAGGAAAAAGUUGAAAAUCUACAAGCUGCGACCAGAGCCCGGCUGCUGGAAAUAUUUCCCGAUGCGGUAGAGAUCUGUGUCAGCGAGGAAAGAGAGCACGAAUUUCGCAAGGAACUGAAGGAAAAGCGGUUCGCCGCGAUUACUCGGGGACCGGGCGCAAAGAUGUUCAAUGUAGGGGAGUAUGUCCUGUGAAUGGACAUGUCUUCAUCUGGGUGCAGCUCUGGAAUAAAGAAGGCGUUGCAAUAUUAAUCUCUUGAUGUUGCUCUUGCGCAUUUCUUGAGAUCGCACAAAUGUAUGACCUCAUCCUCAUGUAUUGGGUUGGCAGCAGAGGUUGGCGCUGCACAGUUCUUAUGACUGAAAGAAGGGACUCUACUAUGUAAUCCUUGUAAGUAUGUACGGGAUCAAUCAUAGGUGCAUUUCAAAAGAACUUGUCCCGCAAUCGAGGCUGUAUAAAUUGUCGGGCUUGAAGAUGAUGUUCCACUUCCAUCAAAAGUGUCUCUAGAGCUGCUGUGUGUGGGCCACACGCGAAGUAAAACUGCUCGAGCAACACAAGCAGCUGUAGCUCUACUCAGGAGCCAGACACCCAGAUGACAGCAUUUUUCGAGUCAAUACAGACGCGGUCACGGUGUGUGGGCUGCCACGGAACCACCCGCGGAUCGCUUUUCUCGACUUUGCGCAGGGGCAGCUGCGGGGGAAGAAAGUUCUCGCGAAACGGGGGAAAAUCUUGUGGCUGAUCUGGUUCAGCCCCACCGACAUGUGGUGGGUCGACCAGCGCUACCUCCGGAAAGUGUUUGCCACCACGGAGUGGCCCAACAGUGAUGUGUAAGGAACGCCAAAAAGUGUAAGUUGAGUACAGUUCUUCUCUAGGCACUUUAAUAUGUCGCAGGAGAGCAAACAACCAAAAAGUGUACAGACAGGCUCUACUCGAGCCUAGCUCCCUUUUGAGGAUCUCCGCAUAAUCGCAAAUGUAGUUUGCAUUUCUUGCCAUGCAGGCCAAGAAGUCUAUCUUGUGUUUCUGCAUGAUCAUCUACAUCUGCAAAGUGUGUAAAGUAAGCAGCCGGGAAGAACAUCAAACACUUUUUUCUGUGCGAUAAUAUGUGCGAGACGAAGACGAGUGGGACGGACCAAGUCGCGUCGACCGUGCGGAACUCCGAUGUUGCCUACGUAAAAAACAACCUAGACGACGCAGUUUUGUUUACUGCAAGUGCAACCGGAAAUAGAACCGCCCCGGGUGAAGGUGAUCUUCAUGAAAAUCAGAAAUCGCCCAAGCAGAUUGCCUCAGACGUGCUAUUCCGGCAGAGGAGCAGUCGGGCUCGGGCAGCCGAAGGUACUAAUAGAGGGGAAGUGCAAAGUCAAAGAGGUGCUCGGUACAGUCGAAAGAACUCUACUUCGACGACGGCCAGUGGAACAAAUAGGAGUGCAAGUGACCGCAAGUGGUCCACCUCCACCAGCGCCAGUGCGUCGUCAUCUUUUACCGAGCUUGGACGUCGUGGGGGUGGUGUUCUGAGUUUUGAAGUGACGCAUGAUGCUGGGGAUGCAGAUGGGGAUGUCCCCACUUAGAGGUUGGGAAGAUGAACAGAAACUCCUGCAAGUGGAACAGAGCUGAUAGAUUUGCGAUCAUGUCGAUCCUGUAUAGUUAGAAUAAAAUGCUCGCUGCUGAAGCUAUUGCGUUCCCCAAUCGACACGUAGUUGUCCGCCC
Molecule: messenger RNA, 5816 nt
Organism: Amoebophrya sp. A120
Lineage: Eukaryota; Dinophyceae; Syndiniales; Amoebophryaceae
Source: the annotation of a GenBank genome assembly